AUGGCGUCGCUCCAACCAAUCAAGCUAUAUGCGCACAAAAAAGGGCCUAACCCAUGGAAGGUUGCCCUGAUUCUCGAAGAACUUGGUUUGCCGUACGAAACGACUUACCUCGAGUUUCCUGACGCCAAAGUCGAGCCGUACAUUUCCUUGAACCCCAAUGGCAAACUUCCAGCAAUCCAGGAUCCCAACCACAGCAUUGAGUUGUUCGAGAGCGGCGCAAUUAUCGAGUACCUGAUUGAACAGUACGACAAAGACGGGAAAUUAUCGCACGAGUCGCUGCAGGACAAAUCCCUGGCCCGCGCCUGGCUGCACUUGCAAAUGUCUGCCCAGGCGCCCGUGAUCGGGUACAAGGUCUGGAUGGGCCGUACCUACGACGCCAGCCAGAUUGUCUCUGCCAAUGAGUUCCUGACACUGGAGAUUAAGAGGGUGCUGGGUGUCUUGGAUAAGCAUCUGGCCAAAAUGGGUGGCCCAUACCUCCUCGGCUCCAAGGUCUCAUACGCAGACUUGGCCUUUGUCCCGCACUACAUGAUGCUGCCGUUGUUUGUGCCAGACUAUGAUCCUGCCACUGAAUAUCCCCAUUUCGCGGCUUGGCUAGCGGCGUUGAAGGAGCGACCGGCUGUCAAGAAGAUUGCGGCGACCAAAGCUGCUCUAGCUUGA
Beauveria bassiana ARSEF 2860 is the source of this 657-nucleotide messenger RNA. RefSeq names its product glutathione-s-transferase. Lineage: Eukaryota; Fungi; Ascomycota; Sordariomycetes; Hypocreales; Cordycipitaceae. The coding region runs from base 1 to 657 and encodes 218 amino acids. The transcript is spliced from 2 exons. The record is from RefSeq and is a predicted model, not a curated record.